AUGGACUGGGAAGUGAUCCUUAUGGAAGACAUCCAGCCAGACCGAGAAGCAUCCAGGCCCCGGAGAAACAGGGGAUACACAGCCAGAGGGAGGACGGAGCAGAGGCCAGAGCCCAGUCGGGGUUCGGCCCCCGACCAGAAGGACCCUCGGCUGAGAGAGCAGCCCACGGGCCUGCAGUCCGACCCGUCCUCGAGAUCACGGGGGCACGACUUCUGGGGCGACUCACCCGAACAGCGGAACAGCGUCCGGGCGGGCCUGAGGCUGGGAUGCGGCGCUGCCUCCCCCGGACUCCGCCUGUGCUUUCAACAUCCUGGUCAGCCCUUCGCCACGAAUCCUGGCAUCCGGAGACAGUCCUGUGGACCCCGUGGAGAGGUCUCUGAAUUAAGACAACAGCUUCGAAUUCGGGGCCUGCCUGUGUCAGGCACCAAAACGGCCCUCAUGGACCGGCUUCGACCCUUCCAGGACUGCUCUGGCAACCCAGGGCCGAACUUUGGGGAUAUAACGACUGUCACUUUUCCUGUCACACCCAACACUCUGCCCAAUUACCAGACUUCUUCCACCAGUGCCCUCUCCAAUGGUUUCUACCACUUUGGCAGCACCAGCUCCAGCCCCCCGAUCUCCCCAGCCUCCUCUGACCUGUCGGUCACCAGGUCCCUGCCAGACACCUUCAAUGAUGCCUCCCCCUCCUUUGGCUUGCACCCAUCCCCAGUCCACGUGUGCACGGAGGAAAGUCUCAUGAGCAGCCUGAAUGGGGGCUCUGUUCCUUCUGAGCUGGAUGGGCUGGACUCCGAGAAGGACAAGAUGCUGGUGGAGAAGCAGAAGGUGAUCAAUGAACUCACCUGGAAACUCCAGCAAGAGCAGAGGAAGGUGGAGGAGCUGAGGAUGCAGCUUCAGAAGCAGAAAAGGAAUAACUGUUCAGAGAGGAAGCCGCUGCCUUUCCUGGCUGCCUCCAUCAAGCAGGAAGAGGCUGUCUCCAGCUGCCCUUUUGCAUCCCAAGUACCUGUAAAAAGACAAAGCAGCAGCUCAGAGUGUCAACCGCUGGCUUGUGAAGCGGCUCAACUCCAGCCUCUUGGAAAUGCUUAUUGUGUGGAGUCCUCAGAUCAAACCAAUGUACUUUCUUCCACAUUUCUCAGCCCCCAGUGUUCUCCUCAGCAUUCACCACUUGGGGUUGUGAAAAGCCCACAGCACACCAGUUUGCCCCCAUCACCCAACAACCCUCACUUUCUGCCCUCAUCCUCCGGGGCCCAGGGAGAAGGGCACAGGGUCUCCUCGCCCAUCAGCAGCCAGGUGUGCACUGCACAGAACUCAGGAGCUCACGAUGGCCAUCCUCCAAGCUUCUCUCCCCAUUCUUCCAGCCUCCACCCGCCCUUCUCAGGAGCCCAAGCAGACAGCAGUCACGGUGCUGGGGGCAACCCUUGUCCCAAAAGCCCAUGUGUACGGCAAAAGAUGGCUGGUUUACACUCUUCUGAUAAGGUGGGGCCAAAGUUUUCAAUUCUCCCAACUUUUUCUAAGGCAAGUUCAGCAAUUUCAGAGGUAACACAGCCUCCAUCCUAUGAAGAUGCCGUAAAGCAGCAAAUGACCCAGAGUCAGCAGAUGGAUGAACUCCCGGACGUGCUUAUUGAAAGUGGAGAAAUGCCAGACGCUAGAGAGGAUCACUCAUGUCUUCAAAAAGUCCCAAAGAUACCCAGAUCUUCCCAAAAUCCAACUGCUGUCCUCCCCAAGCCCUCGGCUUCCUUUGAACAAGCCUCUUCAGGCAGCCAGAUCCCCUUUGAUCCCUAUGCCACCGACAGUGAUGAGCAUCUUGAAGUCUUAGUAAAUUCCCAGAGCCCCCUAGGAAAGGUGAGUGAUGUCACCCUUCUAAAAAUUGGGAGCGAAGAACCUCAUUUUGAUGGGAUAAUGGAUGGAUUCUCUGGGAAGGCUGCAGAAGACCUCUUCAAUGCAUAUGAGAUCUUGCCAGGCCCCCUCUCUCCGAUGCAGACACAGUUUUCGCCCUCUUCUGUGGACAGCAGUGGGCUGCAGUUAAGCUUCACUGAAUCUCCUUGGGAAACCAUAGAGCGGCUGGACCUCACUCCGCCAAGUUCCACACCAGGCUUUAGCGCCCUCAGCACCAGCAGUCCCAGCAUCUUCAACAUCGAUUUCCUGGAUGUCACUGAUCUCAAUUUGAGUUCUUCCAUGGACCUUCACUUAUAGCAGUGGUAG
Messenger RNA from Rhinopithecus roxellana (golden snub-nosed monkey), 2199 nucleotides. Its product is annotated as myocardin-like. Lineage: Eukaryota; Metazoa; Chordata; Mammalia; Primates; Cercopithecidae. Gene Ontology annotation, biological process: smooth muscle cell differentiation; cardiac muscle cell differentiation. The record is from RefSeq and is a predicted model, not a curated record.